Molecule: messenger RNA, 1113 nt
Organism: Zingiber officinale
Lineage: Eukaryota; Viridiplantae; Streptophyta; Magnoliopsida; Zingiberales; Zingiberaceae
Product: thioredoxin-like protein AAED1, chloroplastic
Exons: 7
Coding region: 170-943 (257 amino acids)
Molecular function (GO): antioxidant activity
Source: RefSeq, a predicted model, not a curated record
AGAAGAGGCGAGAGUACAAACCGUGAUCCAGCUUUGAGCACGUCUCCUUCCCCUUGGCCGCGGAAAAGAAAGGAGAGUCUUCACUCUUUCAUUGCUGCCGCUUGCGAUUUUAUAUUGGAGGCAGUUAGGGUUUGUUGCUUCGCCGCUGCAGCUGCGUAGGCGAGCAGGAAUGGCGAUCGCCUACUUUCCGUCUCUCACCCUCUCUCCGCCUCGCUCCUCCGUAAGCGGAUCGAAGUCUCCGCCAAAGCCGUCUGUGGGUUUGAUCCCCCGAUUCGCUCGGCUCGUCACUAGUCGGCUUCAGAUGCCAAUCCUUCGAGCUGCGUCGCCUGGUUCCUCCGCCGCAGUCACUACCGGCGGCGUCGAUGCGACUGCGACCUGGGAUGCCCUUGAUGGCGUCCGUGUCUUCGCGGUGGGCACUGGAGAGCCCGUGUUCCUCAGGGAUCUCUGGGACCAAAACGAAGGCGUUGCAGUGGUUGCGCUCAUGAGACAUUUUGGAUGUUUUUGUUGUUGGGAGCUUGCUUCAGUCUUGAAAGAGUCGAUAUCUAAAUUUGAUGCAGCAGGAGUUAAACUAAUUGCAGUUGGUGUUGGGACUCCUGACAAAGCUCGCAUGCUUGCUGAACGGUUGCCAUUUCCGAUGGAUUAUCUCUACGCAGACUCGGAAAGGAAGGCUUACGGUGCCUUGGGCUUGUAUUUUGGAUUAGGCAGAACUUUCUUUAAUCCAGCUAGUACGAAGGUGUUCUCAAGAUGGGAGUCCAUCAAGAAGGCGAAUAAGAAUUAUACCAUUACAGCCACCCCCGACGAUAGGUCUAGCGUUUUGCAGCAGGGAGGUAUGUUUGUAUUCAAAGGGAAGCAGUUGUUGUAUGGAAGAAAAGAUGAAGGUACUGGUGAUCAUGCACCUUUAGACGAAAUCUUAAACAUAUGCAAUAAUGCCAAGAUUGCAUGAUAUCAAACACAGCAGCAUAUAUCCAACUUGUAAGUUCUGUGAGCCGUGUUUUACUUCUAAAAGUUUUUUUUUUUUAUUUCUCAGAGGCUGCUGUUAUGUUUCACAAAUGCAGUGUGCUUCCAAGUUUAAUCGUGAACCAUUUAUUAUGCGAGUACCUGAGAUUUAAUUUA